CACAAGCUCUGCCUCUCUCUGCACACACAGCUUGCAAACUGCCUUCCCCAGAGACAUAGAACUCGAGGCUGCAGAACAGCACAGCACAGAGUUACAGGAACCUCAUGGUGACAGCAUGCUGGAUUAGUAAAUGACUUACCUCACCAUACACUGACACUGCUUAUGAAGCUUAUCUGCAGAUUUAUUCAAUCAACGUUACCAAAACAAACAAGGAUGCGGAGAAGCUUUGUUUACUCUUGUUUGCUGUUUUUUCUCCUGAUGGAUGGAUGCAGAUUAGAACAUGUAAAAAAUACCGAAGCAUACUGUGUAUUUCAAGACCGAAAGUAUCGGGUUGGAGAAAGAUGGCAUCCUUACUUGGAGCCCUACGGACUUGUAUACUGUGUCAACUGCUUAUGCAGAGAGGGUGGAAAUGUUCUGUGUAGCAGAGUGAGGUGUCCAAGUCUCCACUGUUCUAAUCCAGUGUAUGUACCACAGCUGUGCUGUCCACGUUGCCCAGGAGAUAGUGUUAUAUCCUGGGAACACCAUGAACCAGACACAUUGCGACAGCCAGCCAACAGAGAAGCAAGACAUUCUUAUCAACGCUCUCAUGACCACUCCUCCAGUGCUGGUUCUGGCAGACAUAUGGGAAACUUGCCCAAAUUUCAAAGCACAAGAACUAACCGAGGAGCCCUCUCUGAUCCACAGCAAGCAUCUGGAACCAUUGUGCAGAUAGUCAUGAACAACAGCCACAAGCAUGGUAGAGUAUGUGUCUCUAACGGAAAAACAUACUCCCACGGAGAGACUUGGCACCCGACCUUGCGAGCCUUUGGAGUAGUGGAAUGUGUGUUGUGUACCUGCAACUUUACUAAACAGGAGUGCAAGAAAAUUAGUUGUCCAGAGCAUUACACUUGCAAAUACCCUCAGAAAAUUGACGGGAGAUGUUGCAAACUUUGCCCAGAAGAGAUUUCUGAUCCUCAAUCUGGAGACAAGGACUACCCAUGUGGAGAGGAGACUAUCCCCGUGUUUGAGUCUGUAUUACUAGAGGAAGGGGAAACAGUCAGGAAAAUAGCCGUGGUCACCGAGGACCCACCAUUGGCGGAAAUUCAUGUGUGGAUAAUUCAGAAAGAUAUCCUGAGCCAGUUUUACACAGAAAAAAUGUCUAAGGAAGAAUUUGAAGAACAGCAAGAAUUCAAGCAGAUAACAAGAACUACACUAAGCCAGUGGAAAAUCUUCAGUGAGGGAGAAACACAGAUCAGUCACACGUGUGAAACGCAAAUUUGCCGAACAGAACUGGAAGAUUUAGUCAAGAUUCUGUACCUGGACAAGCCUGAAAAGGGCCAUUGUUGAAACCAGUACUAAAGGGAAGAGAAAACCAGAAGCUGCCUAGAGACAUUGGAUUGGUAGCCGGACUGCGGCCUGAUUCUGCUUAAAUCAACAUUGUCGCCAGACCCAGAAUGUAGGGACUAUUAAGCAUGGUGUGUUGCAGAAAGUAAUUGGCAGAUCCCGGUGUGUAGGAGUCUGUGAGCAGUUAAAUGCUUCCUCUUAUGCCUUAGAGGGCUGGCAUCAACUCAGAAAAAAAAUACAGGUUUCUUCUUUAUGAGAAAAAAAAACUGUUUAUUUGGAAAGUUAAUAUUAAUGGAAUAAGCAUAACUUAGCUCAAGAACAAAAUGCCCAAGAUGUACAAAAUAGAGGACAUGUGUGUAUGUGUGUGUGAAUGACUUUUGCCUGUAUUGCUGCCGAGUCGAUGAGACCCUUUUCUCUGUACAGCGCUGUGGAAUAUAUUGGAGCUUUACUCAUAAUAAUAAUAAUAAUAAUAAUAAAUAACUGUAAUCAUUUUCUGAUGUUUUGUUAUAAGGUUACAUAAUAACAUGCCAUAGGGUGAAGACAGACUCCUAUUCAAUCUUUCACUCACUGCUGCUGUUGCUGUAUAUCCAAAAAGUUAUAAUCUAUUCCAACGGUGCCUCAAUAUGGGGGGAAAAAAACCUUGAUGAUAACCAGCGUUCUUACUGGAUUAACAAAAUAUAAUUAAUAUAGUCCAUGUAAUAUAAUAUAUCCCUGUAUUUUAUUGUCAACUAAAAAAAAAAAUGUCUUCAGUAUAAAUGCAGCUCAUUGAGAAGUCUUUGCAAGGUACUGCUAAUUCAUUUAUGCUGAUUGUUUGUGAUGCGAGGUUACACAAUGUGGGUUAUUUACAAUUAUUGGAAAUAAAAAAACAGAAUCAGUGUUUUACAUGCCAACUGCUUCACUUUUGGAAUAGUACCCAAAAAUUGUGCUUUAUAUUUAACCACCAACUGGCAUUUGGCUGGUGAAUAUGACGGGUCACUGGGCAUUUGCCCAGUUUUCGUGCUGGCCAGCCUAAGCAUGAAAUAGGGUUCAUAGCAUUUACUGGAACAGGUACUGUGCAGAUACGAUAAAAAUAUUCAUAAUACUUCAAAACUAAAACACUCUAGCAAAAUAACACAUUAGUAAAGUGCACGUAAGUUCCUCAUUCAAGUAUUGACACAUGAUGCCUGUAUGUGACUAUUUAAUGAAACACACGAUGAAUGUGGAAACAGAUCUGGUUUUUUUUUCACCCAAAAUUGUUAUGUAUUGACAUGUCCCACUGUAAAACACUGUAAAAAAAAUGAUGACCCUCUCUUAAAUUGUUUAAGUAUUUUAGUGACCCAGAGUGAUAUACUGUAGAGCAAAAUACAAUUUUAAAAACAAAACGUCAUUAGAAUCUUCCCAGUGUCAGGAAUUAGUAAAGGCUGGACUGCCAGAGUAAAUCAUUUUAGCUGAGAAAUUACCUGAGGCUUAGUAAUGGUGAUGUGCCUGUUCUAACCAUUGGGAGGCAACUGAUAUAGCAUGGUAAUUUGAAAUUGGCACAUGCCCAAGAGGUUAAGAAACACUAACCUAGAAUAAAAUCAACACGAAGACAGACAGUGGGAAAUAGUGAAAAAUGAAGUGUAAGACUUAAAGGGACAAUGUAAGCACAAUAACCGUUUCAUUAAAUGGGUUUAGUGCAUUGAGUCAUCUGGUGCUGUCCCUCCUUUCAGUGUUAAAUCAUUUUUAGGCAAUUUAACACUAACUAAGGGUCUAUGGCCACUCACACACAGCCUGUCCCUACUGGAUGUUUGGCUAUGGCAGAGAUAACACAUCUACAUAUAGCUAUACCAAAUUAUACCAGCACUGGGUGCUGUGAUAGGCUGAAAGUGGUCAGCUGACAGUCUCAGGCAAUCACAGCUACCUAUUGCUGCUUCCUAUUGCUUCCUCAUUCGCUCAAGCAGUACAGAGGGGAUGAGGCUGCUAGGGACUCUCGUUUAACCUUAAAACAGUAAAACCAUUUUAACGCUGAAUAGAGGAAUAAUGCCAGGGGCCUCCAGACACUAUUACCACGAUUUUAAAUGCUAAUAGAUGUAACUGUGUACAACUGACACUAAGUUACAUUGACUUACAA
Molecule: messenger RNA, 3412 nt
Organism: Pelobates fuscus (common spadefoot toad)
Lineage: Eukaryota; Metazoa; Chordata; Amphibia; Anura; Pelobatidae
Gene: CHRDL1
Product: chordin like 1
Exons: 10
Coding region: 163-1326 (387 amino acids)
Biological process (GO): negative regulation of BMP signaling pathway; cell differentiation
Molecular function (GO): BMP binding
Source: RefSeq, a predicted model, not a curated record